GCGGUGCGGUUUUUUCUAUAACGCCGCUUUCUUCAUCUCCGUCACUCACAUAGAAGAUCAUACAAUCUCGCGAUAGGGGGCAAUGGCGAGCGACGAAGAGAGAGCUCUAGAGCACCAGCUGGAGGUUCAAUUGCACGAGCAGAAAGAGUCUCUCGCCGCCUUACAAGAUGCCCUAGCCUCCGACGCCUCCAAUCCGGAGCUUCUGGAGGUUCACGAGGAGCUUGUCCAAGCAAUUAAAGAUGCUGAGGAAGGGCUGCUUCACCUUAAGCGUUCUAGGUUAUUACGAGAAGCAGAUUCCGUGUUACGUGGUCAUGAUAGUAACCCAGCGGAGGAUGUUAAAGCGGAGCCUCUUUAUGCUACGGAUGUCGAACCUGAACCUCUUGAGGAUCAUAGUUUUGUUGUUGGAUCGAAAUGUAGAUUUCGGUACACUGAUGGACGUUGGUAUGACGGUGAAAUUGUUGGAUUGGAUGGUUCUAAUUCUGCGAAAAUCUCCUUUCUCACUCCCACAACUGAAAAUAUGUUGAUGUGCAAGUUCUUCUUACAGCAAAGAUGUCGGUUUGGCACUAACUGCCGUUUAUCACAUGGAGUUGAUAUCCCUUUAACCUCUCUUAGGAGUUACGUGCCAACAAUUUGGAACCAGUCAAUGGCAGGAUCCAGUAUUUGGGCUCUCUCAUCUAGGAAUGACAUUUGGAGGCAUGCUGAACUUGAAUCUUGGGAUGAUGCACUUCAAGUUGCACAAGUUGUUUUCAAAGGUGAUGGAUCUUCUCAAAAGCUUGGGCCGGAGGACAUAGCUUUAUCUGAGUAUGCUCAAAUUAAUGAUGAAGAGGAAAGUGAUUCCAGCUUGGAACAGUCCGACUCAAGUGAUUAUGAAGAGGAUGAUUUGCAGGGUUUGGGAUUUCUCGAAAGCUCUAUCCAGCAGAAGGGCAUCCAGACGGAGACCGCCAUAUUUGCUAAAUGGGAGAACCAUACACGGGGGAUUGCUUCCAAGAUGAUGGCUAAUAUGGGGUAUCGUGAAGGAAUGGGUUUGGGUGCAUCUGGGCAGGGGAUGCUAAAUCCUAUUCCGGUCAAAGUUCUUCCAGCAAAGCAAUCCCUGGAUCAUGCUCUAGAGUCGCAAAAGGAGAAUAAUAGUAAUGACGAAAAUAAUGGUAAGAAACGAAGUAGAGGCGGUAAGAGGAAACGCGAGAAGAAGUUUGCUGCAGCGUCACGUGCAGCUAAAGAGGAAGAAGAGUCGAGACCUGAUGUCUUUAAUCUAAUCAACCACCACCUUGCAAUGCAUAAUAGAGCAUUGAAUGAUGGAUCCGUGAAGAAACAGAAAGAUAAAGGUUCAGCAGAUGGGAAGAAAGUGGAUAGACGAACCAUAAUUGCGUAUGAUGACGAGGUGAAAGACCUGCGAGUACGAAUAGAGAAGCUUGAAGAAAUGGUGAAUAGAAAUAAGAAAGAGAAGGUUGUUUACGAGGCUGCCUUAAGAAAGCUGAAUGAGACCCGGAAAGCUUUGGCCGAAGCUGAGGCGGCUCAUGCGUCUGCAUCAAAUGCAGUUACCAGUAGAGAAAAGGAAAAAAGAUGGUUGAAGUUUUAGGAUCCAAGUCGUGAUAUUGUAUAAUGAUAGCUCCACCUGUAGAAGUUUUAUUUCAUUCUUCUGUAACCGAACAAGGCGAAUCGUUUUACUUGUAUUCCGUGAUGGCUGGCAAUUGGUGUAUUUUCAUCUAGGGAUCAAACUAUAAGAUUAUUUAACCUCCCACCCCCAUCUAAUAUGAUUUUGUGGAAAUAUCAUAAUGUUAUUUGGAUUGUAUUUUGGCAGAUAUAAUCCAUUGAAUGGAGUCAUAUAAACAGGAACAACAACUUAUUUAUUUC
Molecule: messenger RNA, 1851 nt
Organism: Cucumis melo (muskmelon)
Lineage: Eukaryota; Viridiplantae; Streptophyta; Magnoliopsida; Cucurbitales; Cucurbitaceae
Product: zinc finger CCCH domain-containing protein 22
Exons: 4
Coding region: 83-1576 (497 amino acids)
Molecular function (GO): metal ion binding; nucleic acid binding
Source: RefSeq, a predicted model, not a curated record